Molecule: messenger RNA, 2517 nt
Organism: Papilio machaon (common yellow swallowtail)
Lineage: Eukaryota; Metazoa; Arthropoda; Insecta; Lepidoptera; Papilionidae
Product: membralin
Exons: 10
Coding region: 80-2347 (755 amino acids)
Biological process (GO): positive regulation of ERAD pathway; response to endoplasmic reticulum stress
Cellular component (GO): endoplasmic reticulum
Source: RefSeq, a predicted model, not a curated record
UUUGUAAAAUGUGGAUAUCUUAACAUUAAACAGAGGAAAUCCUUAAGAAGUUUUUCAUACCUGUGCAAUUUGCACAGAAAUGAGUAACGCUGGUCGGCCUAACGCAAUGAAUAAUUUUCCACCUGGCGUUAAUCCUGAAAAUAAUAUUUUACCCGGAGGUCCAUUGGUAAAUCAAAUGAUGAAUCGUAAUAACCGAAACAACAAUCAAAACCCGCUUUUCAACGUCAGAGAGAGGCUAUUUCAUGCCUUGUUCUUCAAAUUUGCAGUUGCAUAUGCGAGAACAUUUCCAAGGCCUGUUAGAAGAUUUUUUGAAUUCCUUGUGCUGUUAAAAGCUCUUGUUGCAUUUUUUGUUCUUGCAUAUAUUCAUAUAGCAUUCUCAAGAACACCAACAACUUGCCUGAAUCAUGUGAAGGAUUCUUGGCCACGACAUGGCAUCCUUCGUGUGGAAAUAUUGAAAAAUCCUGCGCAUGAUUAUACUAUUGAACAGAGCUAUGCAAAGGAAAGAAAAUUGAAAAGGGACAAGGAAGAAUUCAAUUCUAUGCUUGGAAUUUUAGCUACCGAAGGAUUCAUCAAUAUAGAAUCGUCGUCUAAUGAAGAUAUAAAGGAAGAUGGAUAUCUUCGCGAUGGAACUGAUUAUGGGAACAUCACCCGAGUCCUUGAUGAGAAUGUAGACGAAGUUCCACAAGAUCAAAUCAUGGAGACUGCAUAUUUCGUUGAAAGCAAGGACACAUUGCCUGAUAAUCCAGAGCCUGAUCUUAAUACAACGAUAAUGCCCGUAGUAGAUGUGGAACCAACAACAUCAAUAUGGCAAGGACUUAUGGGACUUGUAGACGAGUUGGAAGGAGAUUCAAAAAUAUCUGAAGAAUCUCUUGAUGUGGCAGCCGCUAAUGACACUUCAAGAGAUGAAGAUUACAUCCUCGAGUAUUCAUUAGAAUAUGGUUUUCUAAGACUUACGCCCAGUGCUCGUUUGCAUUUCAAGAUUCCUGUAAAAAUAGUUACAUUGGAUCCUCAAAAAGACGCUUGUUUCGGGGAUUCCUUCUCACGGUUCGUUCUCGAUGAGUUCUUAGGAUAUGAUGACCUUCUCAUGGCUUCAAUAAAGACAUUGGCUGAACAAGAGGAUAACAAAGGUUAUUUAAGGAACGUGAUAACUGGAGAGCACUAUCGCUUUGUCUCAAUGCUGACGUCACGCACCUCAUACAUCGCAGCCUUCUUCAUUAUGCUAGUCUUUACGGUGUCGAUUUCAAUGCUGCUUCGGUACGCCCACCACCAGAUCUUCGUCUUUAUUGUGGAUCUGCUGCAAAUGCUGGAGUUCAAUGUGGCGGUCUCCUUCCCGGCAGCGCCCCUGUUAACCGUCAUAUUGGCAUUAGUCGGUAUGGAGGCAAUAAUGUCGGAGUUCUUCAAUGAUACGACGACGGCUUUCUACAUCAUCCUGAUCGUGUGGAUAGCCGAUCAGUACGAUGCGAUUUGCUGCCAUACGUCCAUUGCCAAGCGGCAUUGGUUGAGAUUCUUCUACCUGUACCACUUUUCGUUCUACGCGUAUCACUAUCGCUUCAAUGGACAGUACAGCAGUCUGGCUUUGGUGACCUCCUGGCUCUUCAUACAACACUCCAUGUUGUACUUCUUCCAUCACUACGAGUUGCCUGUAAUACUACAGCAGGCCCACCUGCAGCAGCUACUCCUCCGGACUCACCAUGGUAUGGGAGGCAUGAUGGGGCUAGCGGGGAUCGCAGCUCUGGCUAGCGGCGCUGCCUAUCACGACGCGCCCGGCACCGCCACACAAGCCACUCCGCCUACCACACAGUCAACCACGCAAACUGUACAAAACACCGCUCAAUCUACAACUCAAACUUCGCCUUCGGUAUCCACCGCACAGACUAAUACAACUCAUACGGGUGAAGUCAUGCCAUCAAGAUUGUCUUUCCCGGAGACAACAGCAACGGGAACAAACACUGUUGAUGAUAAUACAAUUGCACCUUCGCCGUUGUCUAAUCAACAUAAUGAUCUAAUAAGGAACUCCGAAAAGAAUACUUCUAUCAACCAGUCUGGUGACAAUGGCAUGAAAAUUGAGGAGAUUACAAGAAAACAAUCUGACAGCGAUAUCGGAAUGGUUAAAAGUAAUAAUUCGGCUGCGGGCGAUUUUGAGAGCACCAAAAAACUGUUGCCUGCCUCGGCUAGCGAUGAGAAUGUCAACAUUAGAGUCGCCAAAGUUGACAUGGCGACGUUAGACCGCAGACGAAACGAGAACAUGGUGCUGUCUGUGGACGAGCCGCCGCCGGGCAACGGCAACGCGGCGACUGCGGUGAGGCUGGCUCCUAGAGCUUCCCCUGAGGCUGACGACUUAGAUUAGAACACUAACAUUGAUGUUAACCGCUUUGAAUAUGAAUAUUCAGUUUAUAUAUCUAUUUUAGCUUAGAAUAAAGUUUAAAAUUCUUGGUCAAAAAUAAUUUCAUGAAAUGGGAUGCUCAGACGGUACUUAUAAAAAAUGUAAAGAAGGGUAAGUGAUUGCAUAAGAUGGAU